CCAAGAGAUCGAAAACGAAACAGAGAGCAAUAUUAGCCAUAUUUGGCAAUUACCGGCGGUAAUUGUCAAAUGUGCUAAUAAAUAAUGACGAUUCAAAGGCCGAAUAUUGAACAUACGCUGAUUUCAGAGAACUCCCAACAAUUGGUGAUUUAUAAAACAAACAUUCAUAAAGGUCAUCUAAAUUUUGAAUAUCCGUGGGAUCACGUCCAGCGCUUUCUCAAUAAUUGAUCUCUCACUUCUUAUUCUUAACUCCCUGUUGUUCUGUGAAAAGGCUGCAAAAUGGUCACUACGGUCCCCAACAAGAUCCUCAUGCUCCAUGGAUCCAAGGAUCUCCGGCUGGAAACACGCUCUAUUCAAAGUCCUCUGCCCAACGAAGUCCAAGUCGCCGUCCACAGCACUGGGAUCUGUGGAUCAGAUCUCCACUACUACAGCGACUUUCGCAAUGGAGCUUUUGCUGUUCUCGCACCCCUCUGUUUGGGCCACGAGUCGGCCGGCACUGUAACAGUUAUCGGUUCCUCGGUUACAUCAUUGAGUGUGGGCGACAGAGUAGCCUUGGAAGUCGGAAUGGCUUGUGGAACCUGCGAGCUGUGUCGAGGAGGAAGGUAUAAUAUUUGCGAGGAGAUGCUCUUCAAAAGUAGUGCAAAGACUUAUCCGCAUGCCGAUGGGACUUUGGCAGAAUUAAUCAAUCACCCCGCGGAUUUGUGCCACAGAAUCCCAGAAAAUGUCACCUUUGACCAAGCCGCUCUCAUCGAACCUCUCUCAGUCUCCAUACACGGCGUAAACCGCUCACAGGCACCCGCCGGUGGCAAAACACUCAUCUUUGGUGCUGGUGCAAUCGGGCUGCUCACUGCUGCAGUUCUACGAGCACACGAUAUGAGCGAAGUAGUAGUUGCCGACAUCGAUUCGGCGCGUCUUACAAUCGCAAAAGACCUCGACCUGGCCACAAAGACGUUCCUAAUUCCGCAGGCACCAAUGAAGACCGAAAUCGAUGAAGUCCUUAAAGAUGCCCAGGACCUUGCGGCGAAGAUUGCUGAGGUAGCUGGCGUGCGUGGAUUCGACAGAGUCUACGAGUGUACUGGUGUGCCGAGCUGUGUGCAGACUGGAAUAUUUGCGUCAAAGCCUGGUGGGAAAAUCGUCCUCAUCGGUAUGGGAAGAGCAGUACAGACUUUACCCCUAGGUGCUGCUGCGCUUCGCGAAGUCGACAUUAUCGGCGUUUUCAGAUACGCAAAUACGUAUCCAACAGCGAUUACGCUGAUCUCGAGUGGGAAGUUACCAAGGAUACACAAGCUGGUCACACACAAAAGAAGUUUAGACAAGGCGGAGGAGGCUUUUAUUUUGGCAAAAAAUGGAAAGGAUGAGGAGGGAAAUGUAGUGGUAAAGGUCGUAAUUGAGGCUUAGCACGAAAAGUGGAAGGCGGGGUGAGGCGCAGGAUCAGGAGUACAGAGCCAGCAUUGAUUUCAACGUGGAAGAGAAGCCGGUUACAUACACGCUUUUCAACAAGCCCUCGUUUAUCGCAUCGCAUCCUUGUAUAAAUGGGCCCCAUUUUCAGCAUUCGAAUGAUAUGGGCAGCAUGUUUGCACCAUUCGGGACUUGAAGAACGUCCAUUGGAUCCCUGGCGAGGUGCUUAUUGUCAAUGCGACCUGCGAUGGUGGCGAACUUGUUGCGAGGGCGUGGUGUUCGGAGAAUGCUCAACAUGCGGUUGUGAGAAAGGGGAGUGAUGCUUGCUUUGCCAGCUCAGUGAAGAUGGCGAGGGGGCAGGGGCUGGGGGUCAGUUGCUUGGUCCGGGCAUGAGGU
This is a messenger RNA of Pseudogymnoascus verrucosus, 1794 nucleotides long. RefSeq lists its product as uncharacterized. The record is from RefSeq and is a predicted model, not a curated record. Gene Ontology annotation, biological process: D-sorbitol catabolic process. Bases 280 to 1398 code for a protein of 372 amino acids. Gene Ontology annotation, molecular function: zinc ion binding; L-iditol 2-dehydrogenase (NAD+) activity. NCBI's taxonomy places the organism in Eukaryota, Fungi, Ascomycota, Leotiomycetes, Thelebolales, Thelebolaceae. The transcript is spliced from 3 exons.